AUGAAAUCGAGGGCGGGCAUGGAAGCUCUCAUGAAUGACCAUCAAAGCCAGAAACUAGACAUGCUCCUUAUCCAGGAACCGUCGAUUAUUGCCUACCGAGCACACGUGAACCACAGCGUGUGGCGACUAUAUCAACCUACAGCGGAGAGCGAUUCGGUUCGAUUCCGAAGCCUUAUCUGUCAAUCGCAAACUCUCCAUCUCCUCUCACCGACAAGUGAGAUGCAACCACCCGGACCUGACGCGAUCAAGGUCUGGACGGCCGACUCCCAGACCCUGAUCUUCUCAGUCUACAUUCCGCCCACAGUGACAAACAGACCAGACCUACUCAUCAAAUGCCACCUCUACCACGACAACUAUGGUUCGGAUCACCGAGGCACUUAUUCAGAAUGGUACCUCCAAGCGCGGCGCAACCCCACCACUAAGCCGAGAACGGCGUACUACCGAGCGGACUGGGAGAAGAUUGGAAAGGAUGUCCUGGAUCUCUUCGAGCAACCCGGGGAGCUAGACUCAGCCGAGGCGCUAGACAAAGUCGUAGAGAGACUUACAAGAACGACGACCGCGAAUGCAGUCGACAAGCACACAUCCGAUCUGCGACCUUCCCCGUACUCCAAGCGGUGGUUGUCCAAUGAGCGCUGGACUUACUGGAAACGGCUGCAGAGUAUAGCCCUUACGGAGUCGCCCGCAUGCCACUACGUGUCAGUGGCUUGUCAAGAACAGCCAACAGCGUUCAAAUGGAGCGCAGCCGCUGAAUUGCUACUGUGCUGCGGCGAGUGGAUCCCGCGGAAUAUACUAUUUGGUCCCCGACCAACUAUAUUUCUCAUCUCGACGAUCCCGGAAAAUAUAGUCAUCGCUAUUGGCGACCAGCAGCGUCGAAUUUUCAACACGAUUGGCCGGGGUAUUGUCGAUGCGUGCGAGAAAGCAGGUAACGAAGGCCGCAAGUUCCGCGUCACUAUUGUCAUCCCCGCGAUUCCCGGCUUCGCUGGUGAUCUACGUGAUAAUGCCGCGACGGGAACUCGGGCAAUCAUGGACUAUCAGUACAAGUCGAUUUGUCGUGGCGAGCACUCGAUCUAUGGGCAGAUCGAGAUGGGCAGGUCGAGAAGGAGGGCGUUGGCCCCCGCGCAAGUCGUCGUAUUCGCCCUGCGCGCAUACGACCGAAUCAACAAGACGCCCGCUCUGGAAGAACUCGAGAAGCAAGCCGAUGUUACAUACCAGGAUAUCCAGCGCGGUAUUGCCGAAUCCAUCAUGAGUGAAAGUGUGCACCCGACGGUCGGCAAAGAUGGUGACCGGAACGAGAAAGACUACACCGCCGACCCAAGUCAAAAAAAAGUCACCCUGCAGAAGCUGGAGAAGUUGGAAGAAAAGGCUGAGCAGCGCGAGGCUAAGGAUGGCUUCCACAGCAACGACACAGAGGAAUUGUACGUGCACGGCAAAGUGUGUUUUGUCGACGACCGCACCAUGUUCUGCGGCAGUGCCAACAAAAACGAUCGCACCAUGAACGGAAGACCCUACCGAGCAGCCCGAUUGGCCGCAACACUGCGGCGCCAACUCUGGCGAAAACACCUAGGCCUACUGCCGGCACAGGAAUACGUCGGCACAGGCCAUCACAACGCGCGAUCGCCGGCCGAACGCUUGAACGAGAUCAUCUCUGGAACACUGUAUCGUUGA
Molecule: messenger RNA, 1665 nt
Organism: Penicillium arizonense
Lineage: Eukaryota; Fungi; Ascomycota; Eurotiomycetes; Eurotiales; Aspergillaceae
Exons: 7
Coding region: 1-1665 (554 amino acids)
Biological process (GO): cell motility
Molecular function (GO): catalytic activity
Source: RefSeq, a predicted model, not a curated record